UGUUGCGGCGACGUUUACUACGAGAAGAAAGGCGGCCUGUUGGGCGACGACGACGAUGUCGAGGACCUCGAAGAUGCGGUCGUCACAGACUCGCCUCGCUCCAAGGACGCCGACUCGGCCAGGCACGGCUUCAAGUUGCUGAAGAGGCAGGGAGCGCCCGGGGGCCGACGGUCGCCGUUCGCGGCCGCGGACAAGGCAGGCUCCUCCUCCAAGAAACUGUGCGUCCAGAACUGGCUCACCAGCAGCGGCCCCAAGUCACAGUGCUCCGACUCCCUCCUCUCCAGCAACAGCUCCAGCCAGGGGCCCGGCGCCAGGGAGCCAGAGUUCGGCCCCGACCCCCAGUCUUCGGACGCCUACCACAGCAGGGCUGAGAGCUUCGACUCCUCCACCCAGGUUAGCCAGUCGGAGUCCGGCCUGUCCAUGCAGUUCACGCCCAAGGACGAGCCCGUCGAGGCGGCCUUCCCUCAGGAGGGCCCGUCCAGCCGACUCAGGAGCGCCAGCCACAGGCAAGAAGACUCCAGGGAGAGGGCCUUGCUGAGGGGGGGCAGCAGCUCGGGGGCCAACGUGGUGUGCGGGCUGAGCUCCGCGCCCCUGGCGGACGUCCUGGAGGACUCUCCCUUCGAGGAGAGCGCCACGCACUCCAGCGCCGUGUCCUUCACGGACUACAGGGACUCGCUGGGCAACCGCGUGGGCGGGCGGCAGCGCAAGUCGUACAGCGUGUCCAGCGAGAUAGAGGUGGACGACGCGCCGCCCAGCAGCCGGCACGCGGCCAGGCGGAUGCAGCGGUCGGCGUCCGCGUCGGCUUCGGCGUUGGCGACGACGUCCAGGUCCGCGUCCGGGGAGGCGUCCAUGAUGCGGAAGUCGUCGAGCGGGUCGCUGAUGGACAAGCUGAGGCGGAAGAUCUCGCUGUCGCACUCCCGGAGGAGCUCUAUGGGAUCCACCCCGCGCAAGGAGCCACGGGAGGGCGUGAGAGAAUUCGGAUGCUUCGCUUUCCUGUCGCCCAGGACGCCCAGAAGGGGGGCGAGUGGUUAA
This is a messenger RNA of Ostreobium quekettii, 1032 nucleotides long. Lineage: Eukaryota; Viridiplantae; Chlorophyta; Ulvophyceae; Bryopsidales; Ostreobiaceae. The record is from the annotation of a GenBank genome assembly.